Molecule: messenger RNA, 1662 nt
Organism: Camelus dromedarius (Arabian camel)
Lineage: Eukaryota; Metazoa; Chordata; Mammalia; Artiodactyla; Camelidae
Gene: GRK7
Product: G protein-coupled receptor kinase 7
Exons: 4
Coding region: 1-1662 (553 amino acids)
Biological process (GO): signal transduction; protein phosphorylation; regulation of signal transduction
Cellular component (GO): cytoplasm
Molecular function (GO): ATP binding; rhodopsin kinase activity
Source: RefSeq, a predicted model, not a curated record
AUGGUCGACAUGGGGGGCCUGGACAACCUGAUCGCCAACACGGCCUACCUGCAGGCCCGGAAGACCUCAGACGCCGACAGCAAGGAGCUGCAGCGCCGGCGCCGGAGCCUGAUGCUGCCCGGGCCGCAGAGCUGCGAGCAGCUCCGCCAGGCGCUGCCCGCCGACUUCCACAGCCUGUGCGAACAGCAGCCCAUCGGCCGCCGCCUCUUCCGGGACUUCCUCGCCACGGUGCCCGCGUACCAGGAGGCCAUGGGCUUCCUGGAGGAGGUGCAGAGCUGGGAGCUGGCCGAGGAGGGCCCCGCCAAGGGCAGCAUGCUGCAGGGGCUGGUGGCCACUUGCGCGGCUCCCCCAGCCCCCGAGCAGCCACACCCCUUCCUCAGCCCUGCUCUGGUCACCAAGUGCAAAGCAGCCGCCACCGAGGAAGAGAGGGCCUCCCUGGUGGAGCUGGCCAAGGCCGAGGCCAUGGCCUUUUUGCAGGACCAGCCCUUCCGAGAGUUCCUGGCCAGCCCCCUCUAUGACAAGUUUCUGCAGUGGAAAGUCUUUGAGAUGCAACCGGUGUCAGAAAAGUACUUCGAAGAGUUCCGUGUUCUGGGCAAAGGUGGUUUUGGGGAGGUAUGUGCUGUCCAGGUGAAAAACACUGGUAAGAUGUAUGCCUGUAAGAAAUUGGACAAGAAGCGGCUGAAGAAGAAAAAUGGAGAGAAAAUGGCUCUCUUGGAAAAGGAAAUCUUGGAGAAGGUCAGCAGCCCUUUCAUUGUCUCUCUGGCCUAUGCCUUUGAGAGCAAGUCCCAUCUCUGCCUGGUCAUGAGCCUGAUGAACGGGGGAGACCUCAAGUUCCACAUCUACAGCGUGGGCGAGCGGGGCCUGGACAUGAGCAGGGUGGUCUUCUACUCGGCCCAGAUGACCUGUGGCGUGCUGCACCUCCACUCCCUCGGCAUCGUCUACCGGGACAUGAAGCCUGAGAACGUGCUUCUGGAUGACCUCGGCAACUGCAGACUGUCCGACCUGGGGCUGGCCGUGCAGAUUCAGGACGGCAAGCCCAUCACGCAGAGGGCUGGAACCAAUGGUUAUAUGGCUCCGGAAAUCCUAAUGGAAAAAGCGAGUUAUUCCUAUCCUGUGGACUGGUUUGCAAUGGGAUGCAGUAUUUAUGAAAUGGUUGCUGGACGAACACCAUUCAGAGAUUACAAGGAAAAAGUCAGUAAAGAGGAUUUAAAGCAAAGAACACUGAAAGAGGAAGUCAGAUUCCAACACGAUAACUUCACAGAGGAAGUGAAAGAUAUUUGCAGACUCUUCUUGGCUAAGACACCAGAGCAACGCUUAGGAAGCAGAGAAAAGUCUGAUGAUCCCAGGAAACACCAUUUCUUCAAAACCAUCAACUUUCCUCGCCUGGAAGCUGGCCUCAUUGAACCUCCAUUUGUGCCAGACCCUUCAGUGGUUUAUGCCAAAGACAUCGGUGAAAUUGAAGAUUUCUCUGAGGUUCGAGGAGUUGAAUUCGAUGACAAAGAUAAGCAGUUCUUCCAAAGAUUUGCAACAGGCGCCGUUCCCAUUGCGUGGCAGGAAGAGAUUAUAGAAACAGGACUGUUUGAAGAAUUGAACGACCCCAACAGGCCCGCAGGUUGUGGGGAGGGUAAUUCAUCCAAGUCUGGUGUAUGUUUGUUAUUGUAA